This is a messenger RNA of Toxorhynchites rutilus septentrionalis, 1045 nucleotides long. Its product is annotated as alpha-tocopherol transfer protein-like. The record is from RefSeq and is a predicted model, not a curated record. Gene Ontology annotation, cellular component: membrane. Gene Ontology annotation, molecular function: phosphatidylinositol bisphosphate binding. Bases 38 to 898 code for a protein of 286 amino acids. The transcript is spliced from 3 exons. Lineage: Eukaryota; Metazoa; Arthropoda; Insecta; Diptera; Culicidae.
CUCGAUUCACUCGACGAGGAACAUUCAUACGGUAAACAUGUCCGCCCCAUUCGACGUGGAACUCGGUCCUCCAAGCGCAGAGCUGCUAGAGGUGUCCCACCAGGAGCUUCGGGAGAUUCCCGAGCUGAGAGCGGCCGCCGUAGCAGAACUUAGAACGUUAUUGCAAGCGGCGAGUGAUUUGUCUUUUCCCGACGAUGAGGAGUUUUUGCUCAUCUAUCUGAGACCAUGUCAUUUCUACGCCGAGAGCGCAUUAAAACUGAUGCGUAAUGUUGCCGAGUUCCAGAAGUCCCACCAUAGUUUGCUCCACAACCUUGUGCCGACGGAUCUAAAAGAAGAAAUAACCAACCAUGACCUCGUGACGGUUCUAACAAACCGUGAUCAGAAGGGCCGCAGGAUUGUUGUCGUCCGUGUGGGAGGCGUCUGGGAUCCCAAACUUGUCCACGAGGAUAAAAUAUUCGCCAUUCUGUACACUUUCCAAAAACUGGCCGUCAUGGAACCUGCUACUCAAAUUAAUGGUAUCGUUGUGAUUUACGAUUUCGAUGGGCUGGGCAUGAAACAGGUCAAAGGAAUGUCGCCUGGAGCUGCGAAGCGACUGCUGACUUUCAUUCAGGAGGCCGCCCCAGUUCGAAUCAAGGCCGUUCACUUCACCAAGGAACCGCUGCUGUUCAACAUGGUUUGGGCCUUGAUGAAGCCAUUUGUGAAGGAGAAACUCAAAAACCGGAUGUUCUUCCACGGCGCGGACAUGAAAAAGCUUCAUAAGCAUGUGGAUGCGGACUGCUUACCGGCGAACUAUGGUGGAACCUUGCCAGUGCUUAACUACGGCUCCAAGGAUUGGUAUCCGGCUCUUGAGAAGCACAUUGAUUUUAUCAACAAGUUCAAUGCGGCGGGAUACAAAUAGAAUCCACUGGUGGGGGUUAGGUUAUCUAAUCUGGCGUUCAUGUAGUCAGUGAUUACCGAACGAAAUGUUUUUAAAGAAAUCCAUUUGGAUUCAUUCUUUUGUAAUAGAUAACAUUGAACAAUCACUGAAUAAACUCAAUUUGUUAUA